Nannospalax galili (Upper Galilee mountains blind mole rat) is the source of this 1077-nucleotide messenger RNA. Its product is annotated as extensin-like. The coding region runs from base 1 to 1077 and encodes 358 amino acids. The transcript has a single exon. Lineage: Eukaryota; Metazoa; Chordata; Mammalia; Rodentia; Spalacidae. The record is from RefSeq and is a predicted model, not a curated record.
AUGUCUUUGUUUUUUUGUAUCCACAAAAACAUCCACACCAUCAUCCACACCACCAUCCACACCAUCACCCCACCACCCACCCCACCACCACUCCGUACCCCCAUUCCACACCACCAUCCAUACCAUCACUCCACACCACCAUCCACACCACCACUCCACACCACCAUUCCACACCACCAUCCACACCACCAUCCACACCACCACCACUCCACACCACCAUCCACACCACCAUCCAUACCACCACUCCACACCACCAUUCUACACCACCAUCCAUACCACCACUCCACACCACCAUCCUCACCACCAUCCACACCACCAUCCACACCACCAUCCCACACCACCAUCCACACCACCACCACUCCGUACCACCAUUCCACACCACCAUCCAUACCAUCACUCCACACCACCAUCCACACCACCACUCCACACCACCAUUCCACACCACCAUCAACACCACCAUCCACACCACCACCACUCCACACCACCAUCCACACCACCAUCCCACACCAUCAUCCACACCACUAUCCACACCACCAUCCCACACCACCAUCCCACACCACCACCCACACCAUCAUCCACACCACCAUCCGCACCACCAUCUGCACCACCAUCCCACACCAUCACUCCACACCACCAUCUGCACCACCAUCCGCACCACCAUCCAUACCACCAUCCACACCACCAUCCACACCACCAUCCACACCACCACCACUCCAUACCACCAUCCACACCACCAUGCAACACCACCAUCCACACCACCACCACUCCACAACCCCAUUCCACACCACCACUCAACACCACCAUCCGCACCACCAUCCCAUGCCACCAUCCACACCACCAUCCCACACCACCAUCCACACCACCAUCCACACCACCAUCCACACCACCAUCCACACCACCACCAUCCACACCAUCACUCCGCACCCCCAUCCACACCACCACCACUCCACACCACCAUUCCACACCACCACUCCACACCACCAUCCGCACCACCACCAUCCACACCACAACACCUCUUCUCCACUCCCACCAGGAUUCCAGAUCUAUAAUGUACUGUCUACGUGUAAAGAAAUGUGA